Messenger RNA from Wasmannia auropunctata (little fire ant), 1936 nucleotides. RefSeq lists its product as uncharacterized. NCBI's taxonomy places the organism in Eukaryota, Metazoa, Arthropoda, Insecta, Hymenoptera, Formicidae. Bases 26 to 1855 code for a protein of 609 amino acids. Gene Ontology annotation, cellular component: plasma membrane. The transcript is spliced from 8 exons. The record is from RefSeq and is a predicted model, not a curated record. Gene Ontology annotation, biological process: detection of chemical stimulus involved in sensory perception of smell; sensory perception of smell. Gene Ontology annotation, molecular function: odorant binding; olfactory receptor activity.
UUCGCCGGAAUCUGUCACCGCGAACAUGUCCAAUGCACGCGAUGAGCCCGCGACGUCGCGGAACUCCAAUUAUCAGCGAGACAUUCGAUAUACCUUCAAGUUGAACAACUGGAUUCUGGGCUCGCUCGGCAUUUGGCCGAUCGCGAUACGAGGCAUCGGACGGCACGUGUCCAAGAUCGCGAUCGCGUUCUUUAAUCUCGCGCUGAGCUUCGCGAUAGUGCCCUGCGCUCUGCAUAUCGUCUAUGAUCAAAAAAACAUCAUCAUAAGACUGAAGCUAAGCGGUCUGCUGGCCUUCUGCCUCACCGCGAUGACAAAGUACUGCGUCUUCGUGAUACGUCGCCCUAAGAUACACCGUUGCAUCGAGUACGUGAAGAACGACUGGUGGCAGGUGACAUUCAAGUCCGAUCGCAAACUGAUGCUGAAGUACGCCACCAACGGUCGCAAUCUGACGAUAAUCGGCGUGUCUAUCAUGUACAUCGCCGGGUUCAUUUAUCAUUUGGUUCUGCCGUUUUGUACCGAGCACAAAAUCAACAAUCAAACCAUCAGACCGCUCGUGUAUCCGAUCUAUAGUAAAUUUAGCCAAAGCUCACAAAUUAGCCCAGUAUACGAGAUCGUGUAUGCGGCUCACUGUAUGUGCGGAUACACCAUAUACUCGGUGACAGCUGGUGCCUGCGGAUUGGCCGCUUUGUUCGCCUCUCACAUAUGUGGCCAAAUCCAAAUACUUAUAUCACGACUAGAAGACUUAUUAGCCGGCGAAAGAUUCGAACAGACCCCAAACGUCCAUGAUCGAAUCGCCGCCAUUGUGAGAAAUCACGUACGAAUAAUAAGAUUCGCGGCCAUAGUGGAAGAAGUUUUGCAGGAAGUGUGUUUAGUAGAGUUCACUAGUUCUGUAUGCACGAUAUGUCUACUCGAAUAUUACUGCAUAGUGGAUUGGAGAGCGAACGAUAGAAUUGGUCUAGUGACUUAUUUUCUGCUUCUUGUGUCAUUCAUCUUCAAUAUCUACAUAUUGUGCUACAUCGGCGAGCUUCUCAUGGAAAAGAGCAGUCAGAUCGGAUCAAUAUGCUACAUGAUUAAUUGGUAUCAACUAUCGCCAAAAUCAGCACGCAGUCUUAUAUUGAUAAUCGCAAUGGCCAGCCAUCCCAUAAAAAUCAGUGCCGGUAGAAUGAUAGACUUAUCAGUAACGAGUUUUGGAAAUGCGAAAUUCAGCGCCGACCGCGACUUGAUGCUGAAGUACGCUACCACUGGCCGUAGACUGUCCAUGAUCAGCGCGACUUCCAUGUACAUUGCCGGCUUCAUUUAUCAUACAGUUCUGCCGUUCUGCACCGAGCAUAAGAUCAACAACCAAACCAUUAGACCACUCGUGUAUCCAACUUACAGUAAGUUCUUUAAAACGCAGGAAAGCCCGAUAUAUGAAAUGGUAUAUCUGGCCCACUGCAUGUGCGGAUACACCAUGUACUCGGUGACGGCCGGAUCGUGCGGAUUAGCAGCAAUAUUCGCCACCCACACGUGUGGCCAGAUCGAGAUAAUCGUAUCUCGUCUCGAGGAUCUUUCACGUGGCAAAAACUUCGAGCAAUUGUCGGACGUUAAUCAACGAAUCUCUCUCAUUGUGAAAAAUCACGUUCGAAUAUUGAGAUUUUCCGCCGCCGUGGAAGAAAUUUUACAGGAAGUGUGCUUAUUGGAAUUCGCCAGUUCUAUAUUCACAAUGUGUUUGCCCGAAUAUUUCUGCAUAGUGGACUGGGAAGACAGCGAUGCAGUAGGCUUAACAACUUAUUUUCUGCUCUUUAUUUCAUUCUGCUUCAAUAUGUAUAUAUUAUGUUACAUUGGGGAGCAACUCAUGGAAAAGGUAUACUUAUAGACUUAAUAAAAUUAAGCAUUUAAAACUUCGUAACGUUUAAUUAUUCCAUUUUCGCAAACAUGAAAACAAACAUACAGCCUU